Rhineura floridana is the source of this 3287-nucleotide messenger RNA. Its product is annotated as zinc finger and SCAN domain-containing protein 21-like. Gene Ontology annotation, biological process: regulation of transcription by RNA polymerase II. Lineage: Eukaryota; Metazoa; Chordata; Lepidosauria; Squamata; Rhineuridae. Gene Ontology annotation, molecular function: DNA-binding transcription factor activity, RNA polymerase II-specific; RNA polymerase II cis-regulatory region sequence-specific DNA binding. Bases 443 to 2368 code for a protein of 641 amino acids. The record is from RefSeq and is a predicted model, not a curated record. The transcript has 5 exons.
AGCACAAAAUCCUAGAGCGGUCCAUCCAGUUGGCAAAAUGAAGGUUCCUUCCGGUCCUCUUUCCCGUUGAAGGGGCCGAAACUUUUAUUAUUGGGUAGCCUGGGAGAUAUUGCAGAUUCCCAGAAGGGUGCGAAAAAUUGCCCCUUAUUCUGAGCCUUGGUAGUCACAGGGAGGCCUCCUUGGGCAAGACGCUCAGCAGUGGACAUUCCCUUGUUGUGGGGCCGCUGCUGUUUAGGCUGUAAGGCUGCAAGCCAUCCCUACCAGAGCGAGGCAGUGGAAGACAGUUGUUUUACCUCAGAGUAUAAACGGCUCCUGCUGGUUGUGGAAAGGCUUGAAUGCUUUGCUGUGUCAUCUGAAGAGUCUCACUGGAUGAGUCUCUUCUGCUGACAGAACGUCAAGAUACAACAAAAGUGCUGAGGCCUCCAAGGGUGGGUGCUGAAGGAUGGAUGGGAAAAGCACAGCACAAGGGAAGGUGGCUGACAGGUCUCUGCUAAAGCGGGGCAUGGAUCUGGAAAUCAAAAUGGAGGAGCAGAACUCAGGAGGCCCUGAACAAGGAGAAGGGAGGGGGAGUGGGGUUCUUCCAAAAAGAUGGAGGAUCCAGGAAGUUCUGUCUGGGGAAGGUGGACAAAAUGUGAAACGGGAACCAAGCAAUGAGCCAUCAAGGAACUGGGAUGCCCAAUUGCAGGAGUUUCUGAAGACACUACAGGAUUCCCAUUCGGGAGGAAGAAACCCAGAGCUGCCUGAGCCAAGCCAAUGGGAUGAUCCUAAAACACCUCAGUUACCCUCCCAGGGAGCUCCAGAUGUCAACAAGUGGCCCAGAGGAUUAUGGGUUUCCCAAAUCCAGCCACAUCUCACUGGGGAAGCGCAACAGGCCCAUGAGGCCCAUCUGGAUGCCAAACACAGUGAGGAGGCAGGACCUCUGGACGGGAAUACUGUGGGGAUGGAGAGGCACCGCCAUUGCUUUCGUAAGUUCUGCUACCAAGAGGCUGACGGGCCUCGAAAGCUUUGCAGGCAGCUGCAGGAACUCUGCCGUCAGUGGCUGAAGCCAGAGAGACACACCAAGGAGCAGAUCCUGGAGUUGGUGACCUUGGAGCAGUUCCUGGCCAUCCUGCCACCAGAGAUGCAGAACUGGGUCAGGGAACGUCACCCGGAGAACUGCACCCAAUCGGUGACCCUGGCAGAAGAUUUCCUUCUGAGGCAGAAAGAGGCCAAAGGCUGGGAAGGGCAGGAGUGUGAUUCUCUCUUAGGGUGCGAGAGGUCCCAGUUCACAUGUGAGGCAAGCCCUAUCCAGAUUGUAAGGAUGGCGGAAGAGGAGUUUGUAAGUCCCCCCAAGGCAAACCAGGCUCUGCCAGACCCGGUGAAAACACAACUUUUUGCAGAAGCAAAUCGAGAGGCCAGUGGGAGUGUGAACAUGUUGACAGGUGAUGGCAGGCUUGAUGAAUGUGUGGAACGGAAACCCUUGCAGGAGAGUUCUGAACAAUUGGAGCAACUGGAUGCGUUGUCGAAAACAGCCAAAGAGAAUGAUUUUCUGUGUCAUGGAGAAGCUGAUGAGAAGCGAGACAGGGCAGAGAACCAGAAGGAAAACAAGAAAGAGCAAGAGAAGGGAGUGGAUCAAUCUGUUCUCCAAAAAGAGGUUUGCAAAGGUGUCAAAGAGCCCAUAACCCUGCAGUAUGAUGAGAAAGAAGUGAAAUAUGAUAAGUGCAGGGAAGGCUUUGGUCAAAAUUCCCACUUUGCUAUGCACAGGAGCACUCGCACAGAGGAGAAGCCAUACAAGUGUUGGCAGUGCAACCAGAGCUUCAGUAGCACCACAGAUCUUUUGACACAUGAGAGAACCCAUGUGGCUGAGAAACUGUAUAAAUGCUCCCACUGUGGCGAAAAAGAGAGAAUCCGCAUAGGCCAGAUGUUGCAUAAAUGUUUCCACUGUGGGAAGAACUUUGGCUGGAUUCCUCACAAGGAUAGCCAUGCAGAGGAGAAGUCAUUCAAGUGUUGGCACUGUGGCCAAAGCUUCUGUAGUAGCUCAGACCUUCUGACACAUGAGAGAAGCCACGUAGGCGAGAAACUGUAUAAGUGCUUCUACUGUGGCGAAAGAGAGAGAAUCCGAACAGGGGAGGCUUCUCAUGAGUGCUCACACUGUGGGAAUGACUUAAGCUGGAUCUCUCAAGAGGGGGUCCCCGCACGAGAAAAACGGUAUAAGUGUUCAGAGUGUGGGAAAACCUUCUGUGGGCGAGCAGGUCUCUUUAAUCAUCAGAGAACCCACACGGGUGAGAAACCUUAUAUAUGCACAUUGUGUGGAGAAAACCUGAGAAGCUGGACAGGUUUCAAAGUACAUCAAGAGAGUCACAGAAUGGAGAAACCGUGUAAACCAUAAGAAAUGCUUGCGUUGUGGGAUGUGUUUCCUUUGGAGUUCAUACCUUAUGGCAUACGAGAGAAUCCACACAGGACUGUGCCUACUGUGAGAAAGGCUUAACCAAAAGCCAGAACGUGUUGAACUUGAGAGGACCCACACAACAGAGAAGCUAUUUGUGUGGCUUUGCCUGUGGGAGCAGCUGUUCCAGUGCCUGUGGGGAAACCUUCAGGAAUAAUUUGUAGCUCAUUGUGCAGAGAUUAUACAUCUUUUCAGAAUUUUGGACAAAAAAUCACCUGGAGCUCUGUUCCUUAACACCAGAGAAUCCACAUGAGGGAAGAAGGUUCUACCUGCCUAGAAUGCAGGAAAACCUUCUGGCUCUGGUUGUAUCUGAUACAGUACGGGUGUGAUAUGUACUAUAAUGACUGUGUCCAACAAGAAAUGUUUAUAGGGGCUAACGUUUUCUUGUUUUCAGACACACUGUUGUUUUAAAGCACACUUAGGUCCUCGCUUCUUGUUUUGCUUUUUACAGAACUCGGCAUUGGAAACAUGUUGGGUUUGAGAUUUAUGAAUCUACAAAUGGAUAAAAAAAAGGUUGAAUGUUCCUAUUCCGUGUUCCUGUCAGCCAUGCCCUUUCCUAAGAUAUUUGAUUCCAUUCCACCCUCCCCCAGUUUUCAUUCCAACAGACAUUCAGCAUUCUGUGGCCACUGAACAUGCUCAGUCCUUAUUGGGCUGUUUGGGGAUCUCUCUCCUCCUUCCAUUUCCCCCCCCUAAAGAUUUCAUCUACCACUGCAAACCUUGGGAAACUUUGUAACUCAGGACCAUAGUUCAGUGGUAGAGUGUCUGCCUUGCACGCAGAAGGUUCAAUAUAUAUUGUCGUUUUGGUUAUGUAAGGAUUCACACACAGCAGUAUUUAAAAUUCUAAUAAACGUGCCUUGCAAAU